AUGGGGAAAGCCGGUCGCGUUGUGUGUAUUUUCACACCCUAUGUCUUGACCAUCGCGUCAUUGAUUUGUAUCAUUAUGGUGGGAUUGGGUUGCACCAAAGCCAGCUCCUCCACCUUGAACAACCUUUACUUCAUGCGACUCGACCUUUCAAACAUGAGCUCAAAUUCGGACGCCAUAUCAACAAUCGAGAACAAACUUAGCGAAGCCGGAAUUGAUGUCUCCGAUAGCGAUAUCACAAAGCUCAUCGACACACUGCAGGAUGAUUCCACCAUCGCGGAUUUCUAUGACAUUGGUCUUUGGGGUUACUGCCAGGGUAACAUCACCAAUAGCAAGGACACCGUCACUUCAUGCACAAAGCCUAAGGCCGAAUUUUACUUCAACCCUUCUUCGGUCCUGGGUGUUAGCGAAUCUGAGCUUGAAUCUGAGCUUGGCAGCGGUGUGAAGAAGAUCAUGAAGGUCUACAAGGCCGUCUCCAAGUGGAUGUUCAUCGCCUACCUUGUCGCAUUCAUCGCCACCUGCGCCCAGAUCCUAGUCGGUAUCUUCGCCAUCUUCAGUCGCUGGGGCAGCUGUGUCACCACCAUUGUCUCGAUUGUCUCUUUCCUCUUCACAUUGGGCGCCUCUCUUACCUCGACGAUCAUGUUCUCCAUCGCGAAAGGCUCCCUCGGAACAGCCAUGGAAGCCUAUGGCAUCGAUGUGUCAAUGGGCAAGAACAUCUACGCCGCCACAUGGCUCGCGGUUGCCUUCUCUCUGGCCGCUACCUUCUUCUGGAUGUUGAGCACUUGCUGCUGCUCUGGCCGCUCCCCCUACGGCCACAAGGACCGCCACAACACCCGUGGCGGCAUCACUGCCGAGAAGGCUCCUUACACAUACGAGCCCAUCGGUGCCGCCCACCCUCCCUUCGGCUCCCAGCCCUAUGCCCCCCAGCACGGCCAAAACACCUCCUAUCCUCCCCACAACGACAUCCCCAUGACCCACCAAUCCCCCAACCACCAGCCAAGCGCCUAUGAGCCCUUCCGUCACGCCUAA
This is a messenger RNA of Penicillium soppii, 1026 nucleotides long. Its product is annotated as SUR7/PalI family protein. The transcript has 2 exons. Gene Ontology annotation, cellular component: plasma membrane; cell cortex of cell tip. Lineage: Eukaryota; Fungi; Ascomycota; Eurotiomycetes; Eurotiales; Aspergillaceae. Gene Ontology annotation, biological process: fungal-type cell wall organization. Bases 1 to 1026 code for a protein of 341 amino acids. The record is from RefSeq and is a predicted model, not a curated record.